Messenger RNA from Miscanthus lutarioriparius, 2298 nucleotides. The record is from the annotation of a GenBank genome assembly. Lineage: Eukaryota; Viridiplantae; Streptophyta; Magnoliopsida; Poales; Poaceae.
AUGGCUCCUUCCAAUCUCCUCCUCCUCCUGCUUGCAACUGCAACUCCGUUGAUCACCGGGCAGCUCUUCGACUACCCGACGGCCAACCUCUCAACGAUGUGGACCAACAACAACGCCUCCCUCAAGCACAGCAUCACCUACGCCGAUGGCUCCGUCGUGCACGGGCCAUUGUUCUCCGUCACCAAAGACCACCCUCUAUGGUCCUUCUUUCGCCGCAGGGUUCUUCUGCCCCUCCACACCCUGCGACACUGGUGCUUUCCUGUUUGCCGUCUUCAUCGCCGUCUACACCAACAGUGGUGCCGGCAUCACCUCUGUAACCAAUGGCAUUCCGCAGGCAGGUCCAUUGCUGGCAUGAUGAUCACAGAGCUGGGCAAUCUGGUGCUGUUUGAUCAGAAGAAUGCAACAGUAUGGCAGUCGUUUGAACAUCCGACUGAUGCGCUUGUCCCUGGGCAGUCACUACUGGAAAGCAUGAGGCUCACUGCAAAUACAUCUGCAACAAACUGGACUCAGAAUCAGCUGUAUAUAACUGUUCUCCAUGAUGGAUUGUAUGCCUACGUUGAUUCCACACCACCACAGCCCUACUUCUCAAAAUUGGUGAACAAAAACAAGACAGGAAACCAUCCGACACAGUUUACCUUAACAAAUGGCAGCUUCAGUUUCUUUGUACAGUCCACGCCAGAUCCAUAUUCAAGUAUCACGUUGCCAGCAGCCAAGUCUACCCAGUACAUGAGAUUUGAAAAUGACGGACACCUGAGGCUGUACGAAUGGUCUGGCACUGAAGCAAAGUGGGUCAUGGUGUAUGAUGUGAUCAAGAUGUUUCCUGAUGAUGACUGUGCUUUCCCAACGGUCUGUGGGGAGUACGGGAAGGCAAUUUUAGGCGCUAUAAUUGGAGGUGUUACUGGUAUUGUACUGGUUCUCAUUGUUGUCACUCUUUAUGUACAAAGGAGGAGGAAGUACCAUGAGAUAGAUGAAGAAUUUGAUUUUGAUCAAUUGCCGGGCAAACCAAUGAGGUUUUCUUAUGCGAAGUUGAGAGAAUGCACCGAAGACUUCAGUCAAAAGCUCGGGGAAGGUGGAUUUGGUUCAGUUUUUGAAGGGAAAUUAAAUGAAGAGAGAGUGGCCGUGAAACGUUUGGAGAGCGCUAGACAAGGGAAAAAAGAAUUCCUGGCAGAGAUUGAAACAAUUGGUAGCACUGAGCACAUCAAUCUUGUCAGGCUGGUAGGAUUCUGUGUAGAGAAAGCACAUAGACUUCUAGUAUAUGAAUAUAUGCCUAGAGGUUCCCUUGACCGGUGGAUAUAUUACCGCCACAAUAAUGCCCCUCUUGAUUGGAGCACCAGGUGUAGGAUCAUUCUGGAUAUUGCCAAGGGCCUAUGCUAUCUUCAUGAGGAGUGCCGGCGAAAAAUUGCUCAUUUGGACAUUAAACCACAGAAUAUUCUGUUAGAUGACAACUUCAAUGCUAAAUUGGCUGAUUUUGGAUUAUCCAAGCUCAUAGACAGGGAUCAAAGCAAAGUAGUGACUGUGAUGAGAGGCACACCUGGGUAUCUGGCGCCUGAAUGGUUAACGUCGCAAAUCACCGAAAAAGUUGAUAUUUACAGCUUUGGAGUUGUUGUUAUGGAAGUAAUAUGUGGAAGAAAAAAUAUCGAUAAUUCUCAGCCUGAGGAAAGCAUCCAUCUGAUCAAUUUGUUACAAGAAAAGGCUCAAAAUAACAGGCUGAUUGAUAUGAUUGACAAACAAAGUCAUGACAUGGUCACACACCAGGAUAAAGUUAUUCAGAUGAUGAAGCUUGCAAUGUGGUGCUUGCAACAUGAUAGCAGUCGAAGGCCAUUGAUGUCAACGGUAAUAAAGAAGCAUACAACCAAGAAGACCCUCACACACGCAAUAUGUUACCCAGUAUCCAAGAAAUACUCUAUCAAAAAGUUGUCUGCUCAAACUCGAGAAAUGCUACAAAAGGACUUGGAAGCGAGGGUGAACUGGGGAAGCGACCAGCAGCCUAUAAUACAUGAAUUUGACAUGAGUAGUGGUGGAGAAAGAAAAUUGGUGGAUGAUGUCGAACUUGCAUUUGCAUUUUCUGAAAGGAUGGAUGAUAAGAAAUUGUUCUUGUUUGUUGAUAUUGUGGACAAACCCGCAGAUUUGAUUUCCAACUCAACUAUUAUAGAGGCAGCAGUGAACAAUGUGGGGCAUGAUAAUGUCGCAAGACAAGGGGAUUGCAACAAUGAGGCGCUUGUUUCUCCUCUAAUUGAUUGGGACAAUCUAGAGAUAAUUCCUCUUGCAGAAGAUCAGAUUGGGGCUGCACUCCUGUGA